AUCAAUGAAUUGUGUGGCACUAGUAGCUCCACCGUAACCAUACGGUACCAUUGCUCUUUGGACUUACACUAAAGGAGGAAUGGUGUGGUUCUAGUCAGCUGUAUGGGCCACUUUUACAUUGGGAACAGUCAAAAUAGCGAACAAAGCUGUACCAACCCAUGCUGCUCAGUGGAAACGAGGCAUUAGAAGUCCUAAGAUGGAGAAGUGAAGAAUGAGGCCAGGAAGUUAAGGGCAAAGAUGGAUGAGAGUAAUGAGGUGGAGGACAAAAGAUGAGGACUGUAGUGACACCAUGGAGAAAUAGGUGGGUGGUAUCGAAAUGAAAGGUAGAUUCAUGUGUUAUGUCUUUCUAUAGACACAGAAAGUAUAAAGAUUUAAAUAUUGUAAAAAAUGCAUUAAUUGUGAGAAAUUAUUAUGAGAAACUUAAUUAGUUUUGAAUACAUCAGAAAAUCCAGUGUGUAACCUGAAGAGGGCACAAGAGCAAAGAGUCUCUGGAAAUGAAAAUAUUGGAGAUGAAAGAUUGGUUGAUCGUCAGACUCUUGGUGUCUCAGGGAUUUUUACCUCUGGUGUCACUCUGUCUCCUGGAGCUCCUAAUUUUAGACGGCUGUUUCUUCUCCCGGCGGUCGUCACUUCCUGUUUGUCCGGUGGGAACUGAGUGGACGCACACACAUAUUGUGAAGGGGUUCCUGUUCCUGAGGGUCUGUGGAUCCACUCAAGGAGAAGGUGAAGGGCAAGAAAGCAGAUGGAGAAAUUCAUGGCUGGACAGAAGGACUGAGAGAAGAAGGAUAAUUUGCAGGGACAAACUGGAGGAAGAACGAUAGUGUCCAGUUUUAAGGAAAAAGAGUUGAGUGUUGAGUAAAAUGUGACUGUGAAGGAGAUUAACGGAGAAGUUGGUGCAAGUGUUGGAUGGCAUAUGUGGAGGAGAACAGGGAGGACAGCUGUUACUUUGGGGGACCAAGAAGGAGACCUGGAGGAACAGGAGCAGCAGAUCGACAAAUUCUGUGGUGGGGGAGUAGAUCUGGUCCUGAUGAUGGGCUGCUGCCUCUUCGUUUACUAUCGGAAGAAGAGAAAGCAGACCAUCAGAGAUGCAGACGCCCUCAGCCUCUGCAGUCUGGACAUCAAUGAGCCGGGCACCAAGCGCAGCAAACCCGUCCCCAGGGUGGCGGCGCUGGCGAGCCUGCUGCCUCCGGUCAAAGCCACAUCGCUGAAGAGAAUCGGGCAAACCCUGCAGUUUCUGUCCCUGCAGCGCUCCGUCGGUUUCCGUAAUGAGAGUCGAGCUUCAACUCUUCCUCCUCCUCCUCCUCCUCCUUCCUCUUCCACGAUGACGACGCGUGUCGUUUCCGCGACCGUCUCCAGCCCUCCGUUCUGCAUGACCAUGUCGCGGGUUUCCUCGGCAACAGGCUCCGCCUCCAAGCGCCGCGACAGCAAGCUGUGGAGCGAGACGUUCGACGUCCGAGUCGGAGCGACUCUGAGUCCAAAGGAGAUAAAAAGACAAGAGGCCAUUUUUGAGUUGGCUCAAGGAGAACAAGACUUGGUGGAAGAUCUGAAGUUGGCCAAGAAGGCGUACCGCGACCCGAUGCUGACGCUGGCCAUCAUGACUGAGCAGGAACUGAACCAGAUCUUCGGUACUCUGGACUCACUCAUACCUCUGCAUGAAGACUUGCUGAGUCGGCUACGAGAUGCCAGAAAACCCGACGGAACCACAGAAAAUGUGGGACACAUCCUGACCGGCUGGCUGCCUUGUCUCUCCUCCUACACGCCGUACUGCAGCAACCAGGUGCAGGCCAAGGCCCUGCUGGACCAGAAGAAGCAGGACCGGCGGGUCCAGGACUUCUUGCAGCGCUGCCUGCAGUCUCCGUUCAGCAGGAAGUUGGACCUGUGGAACUUCCUGGACAUCCCUCGCAGCCGGCUGGUGAAGUACCCGCUGCUGCUCAGAGAGAUCCUGAAGCACACGCCCAACGACCACCUGGACCGGCAGCACCUGGAGGAGGCGAUGCUGGUGGUGCAGAGCGUGGUGGCGGACAUCAACCGGCGGACCGGAGAGUCGGAGUGUCAGCACUAUAAGGACCGUCUGCUGUACUCGGAGGAAGGACGGCGGGACGAACUGAUCGACGGAUCCAAGACGCUCAGCUGCCACGGAGAGCUGAAGAACAACAGAGGAAUCAAACUCCACGUGUUUCUGUUCCAGGACAUUUUGGUGAUCACCCGGUCGGUUUUGCUGAACAGCCAGCCGGUCAGCUACCAGCUCUGCCGCCAGCCAAUCCCCAUCCGCCAGCUGGACCUGGAGGACGUAUCGGACGGCGAGCUGAGAGUGGGCGGGUCCAUCAGAGGGGCCUUCAGCAACACCGAGCGAACCAAGAACUUCUUCCGGGUUUCGUGCCGGUCAGGAAGCCAGCUGCAGACGCACUGCUUCCAGGCGAGCGACGCCUUCAACAAGCAGCAGUGGAUCAACUGCAUCCGGCAGGCCAAAGAGGCGGCGGGAGAGCAGACUCCUCAGACGGAACGGCGUACAGAACCAGAACCAGGAGAACCGACCGAUUCGAGCAAAGAUUCAGGAAUCAAAAACGAAACUUUGGCAAAGACAGAAGAUCUGAAUCUGGAAGAUGUCGGUUUAUUCUCAGAGAGCAUGAUGGCCGCCGAUGAUGGGAUGUCAUCAGUAGAACCAGAGAUGGACGGUGAGACGGAGUCGACACCGGAACCAGAACCACCUGCAGACUGCAGGAUGGACCAGGAAGUAGAGACUUCAGCUGGGAAGGUCGCUCUGAACGAAGAGGAGGAGGAGGAAGUCAGCACGGACGCUGGAGACAACCAGGAAAUGAUCUGCAGAUGCUGACGGAAAAUAAACAGAACUGAAUUCAACCGAAUGCAGAAUCAGUUCAAAUACUCAACAAAAUGUUGGUUCUACUGGUUAAUAUUAGGAAAUUGUGACCUUCCAGCCACAAACUGGGUGUUUUUUAUUAAAGUUUUCUCUUACACUGCAAAAACACAAAAUCUUACCAGGUAUUUUAGGUCUAGUUUCAAAU
Messenger RNA from Xiphophorus maculatus (southern platyfish), 3020 nucleotides. It is a transcript of the gene arhgef3, whose product is annotated as rho guanine nucleotide exchange factor 3-like. Gene Ontology annotation, biological process: intracellular signal transduction; positive regulation of Rho protein signal transduction. Gene Ontology annotation, molecular function: guanyl-nucleotide exchange factor activity. NCBI's taxonomy places the organism in Eukaryota, Metazoa, Chordata, Actinopteri, Cyprinodontiformes, Poeciliidae. The record is from RefSeq and is a predicted model, not a curated record.